CGGUCAUCGCUGAUUUUGUUGUUGUAUCAAACUCACUUCGCUGACAACGUUGGUUGUAGUUGUCACACUCCUCAAUAAUAUCUGCUCUAUAAUAUACAUUAGCAGAACUCCAAAAAAAAAAAAAAAACUUAAAAAUGUCUGAGGAAAAAAAGACUGAAACCGAGCACAUCAACCUGAAGGUGUUGGGCCAGGAUAAUGCGGUCGUUCAAUUCAAGAUCAAGAAACACACGCCUCUACGUAAACUAAUGAACGCCUAUUGUGACCGAGCUGGCCUUUCAAUGCAAGUGGUACGAUUUCGUUUCGACGGACAGCCGAUCAAUGAGAACGACACACCUACCUCCCUAGAAAUGGAAGAGGGCGACACAAUUGAAGUUUACCAACAACAAACUGGCGGUCAAUUUGAUAAAACAUUGUCAACGGGCUUAUGUUCGCGUCAUUGAAACGUAGCUUCUUCAGUUGGUUUUAAUAUUUUUCCCCAUAUACAUAUACAUACAUAUAUAUAUAUAUAUAUAGCAGACAAUGCCGCCGAAUCAUAUUUUGAUAUUGUACAGUUACACUGCUCUGAUUGUAUUUGCAGAAACAAUAAAAAGUAUUUAAGAAUGAACUUUGACAUUUCAUCCAAACGAAACCAAAAUAA
This is a messenger RNA of Drosophila montana, 637 nucleotides long. RefSeq names its product small ubiquitin-related modifier 3-like. Lineage: Eukaryota; Metazoa; Arthropoda; Insecta; Diptera; Drosophilidae. The record is from RefSeq and is a predicted model, not a curated record. Gene Ontology annotation, biological process: protein sumoylation. Gene Ontology annotation, cellular component: nucleus. The transcript is spliced from 3 exons. Bases 135 to 440 code for a protein of 101 amino acids. Gene Ontology annotation, molecular function: ubiquitin-like protein ligase binding; protein tag activity.